This is a messenger RNA of Camelina sativa (false flax), 351 nucleotides long. The record is from RefSeq and is a predicted model, not a curated record. NCBI's taxonomy places the organism in Eukaryota, Viridiplantae, Streptophyta, Magnoliopsida, Brassicales, Brassicaceae.
AUGCAACUGCAUGAGCUAGAGGAGAUUAGGCACCUCGCCUAUGAAAACUCAAAACUCUACAAGGAGCGUACCAAAGCCUACCAUGACAAGCGGAUCCUCACUAGGACCUUUGCUCCUAAUGAUCAAGUCUUGUUGUUCAACUCUAGGCUGAAACUGUUUCCCGGAAAGCUAAGAUCACGAUGGUCCGGACCCUUCACCAUCAAGGAGAUUAGACCAUAUGGGGCUGUUGUGUUGCUGGACACAAAAGGAGGAGAAUUUGUGGUGAAUGGACAGAGGCUGAAGCCGUAUCUUGCUGUCUCUGAGCAUGCAAGGGGUGAUACUGUCGCCCUAGGCGAUCCUCCUACUGCCUAA